GCCCGCAAUGUCUCCUGCCAAAGGCCAGCGCCGCCUCUCUCUGUGCCCCGGGGGCCCUGUGGCAACCAUCCCUUUUGGGGACUUGCUGGAGGAAGUGGGUAGCAUGGGCCCCUUCCAGCUCUUCUCGGUGCUGCUUCUGUCUCUGCCAGUCCUGCUCUUGGCCAGCCACAACCUGGUGCAAAACUUCAGCGCUGCCUCCCCGGAGCACCAGUGCCGCGUGCCGCUGCCACUGGCUAACGCCUCCCAUCACGGGCAACCGGUGCCUCUGGACCAGGCUCUGGAGACCGACAGUUGCCAUAGCUCUGCCCUCAGGUCAGCUUCCGGCCUCAACAGCUCCCUGGACGAUGACGGGAAUGCAGACAUGGAGCCGUGCCGUGACGGCUGGGAAUACGACCACAGCGUCUUCAGCUCCACCAUCGUCACUGAGUGGGAUCUCGUAUGUAACCUACAACCUCUCAAGAGCCUGGCACAGUCCCUGUUCAUGGCAGGUGUUCUUGUGGGAGCCUUUGUCUUCGGAGACCUCUCGGACAGGUACGGGCGCCGGUUGAUUCUCAUUUGGUCACUGCUGCUGAUCGCGGUCAUGGGGACCGGAGCGGCCUUCUCCAGCAACUUUGUCACCUACUGCAUCUUCCGCUUCCUGAGUGGUGUGGGCAUCUCCGGGUUCCUGCUGAACUACAUCUGCCUCAGUCUAGAGUGGGUGCCCACCAAAUACCGGGCGAUGGUGGUGGCCACGCAGAGCUACUGCAGCACGGCUGGGCAGGUUCUCCUAGCAGGCCUGGCCUACGGCAUCCGUGAGUGGCGCUGGCUGCAGCUGGCCAUCUCUGCCCCGUUCUUCUGCUUCUUCGCCUAUUCCUGGUGGCUCCCGGAAUCGGCACGCUGGCUCCUGAUGAACAAUGAGCGCGAAGCGGCCCUCCGCAACCUGAAGCUGGUGGCCAGGAUCAACGGGAAGGCAGCGGCAGGGGAGGCAGUGGUCCUGGAGAUGUUGGAGACGCAGCCGGGGAGAAAUUCCCCAGGGAGGGGCAGCCACUCCUGCUUGGACCUCUUUCGCACCCCUGGCCUGAGACGCAUCAGCUGUUGCCUCAUGUGCAUCAGCUUCUCCAUCAACCUGGCCUACUUUGGUCUCUCCAUGGACCUCUACAUGUUCGGCCUCAACGUCUUCCUGGUGCAGCUCUUCUUUGGGGCCAUCGACCUGUUGGCCAAGAUGGCGUGUGCCGUGCUGCUCAACUACUUUGGCCGACGCAUCAUUCAAGCUGUAUCCCUCAUCCUUGCUGGGAUUUUCCUCUUGCUCAGCCUCCCUGUGCCUCCGGAGAUGCUGGCGAUCCGGCUGGCCUUUGUGGUGCUGGGCAAAGGGUGCCUAGCAGCCUCUUCCAUGUGUCUCUAUCUCUAUGGCGGGGAGCUCUUUCCAACCGUCAUCAGGCAAACCGGCACCAGUUUCACCACAGUCAUGGCGCGUCUGGGCGGCAUCAUGGCCCCGGUGGUGCUGAUGGCCGGUGACUAUCAGCCCUCCCUGCCGCUGGUGAUAUUUGGCGUCACCCCCAUUAUCUCCGGGGUUUCUGCCGGAUUCCUUCCUGAAAUGCUCGACGUGCCGCUGCUGGACACAGUAGAACAAGUAGAAGAAAGAGCGAGGUGGAAAUCGAAAGCAGUCCUUGGAGAACAGCCGGAGAAGAAGAUCACGGUUCACGUCAUCCAGUCAACCCGCUUCUGAGCUCCAGACGGAUGCAUGUCAGGAUCACUCUCUUUGGGCCAUCCGGGCCAAGCCGGGACAGAA
This is a messenger RNA of Elgaria multicarinata webbii, 1768 nucleotides long. RefSeq names its product solute carrier family 22 member 6-B-like. NCBI's taxonomy places the organism in Eukaryota, Metazoa, Chordata, Lepidosauria, Squamata, Anguidae. Gene Ontology annotation, molecular function: transmembrane transporter activity. The transcript is spliced from 10 exons. The record is from RefSeq and is a predicted model, not a curated record. Gene Ontology annotation, biological process: transmembrane transport. The coding region runs from base 8 to 1705 and encodes 565 amino acids. Gene Ontology annotation, cellular component: membrane.